Messenger RNA from Candida dubliniensis CD36, 1296 nucleotides. Its product is annotated as tRNA threonylcarbamoyladenosine dehydratase. Gene Ontology annotation, cellular component: mitochondrial outer membrane. Gene Ontology annotation, molecular function: ubiquitin-like modifier activating enzyme activity; tRNA threonylcarbamoyladenosine dehydratase activity. The coding region runs from base 1 to 1296 and encodes 431 amino acids. Gene Ontology annotation, biological process: cyclic threonylcarbamoyladenosine biosynthetic process. The transcript has a single exon. The record is from RefSeq and is a predicted model, not a curated record. NCBI's taxonomy places the organism in Eukaryota, Fungi, Ascomycota, Pichiomycetes, Serinales, Debaryomycetaceae.
AUGUCACCAAGAUCUGUAAUACUAUCUGUAGUGGCAACUGCUGCUGUUACUAUUGGAUUAGUAGAAGCGUUCCAUUGCUAUGAAAGAAAGAAAGUGGCACCACAAACCACACCUGUCAAACGAGACCACUCUGAAGAAUUGAUUCGUGAACAAUUAGCCCGAAACUAUGCCUUUCUUACUGAAGACGGCAUGGACAAGGUGCGUAAGCAGCGAGUUGUGGUUGUUGGAGCAGGUGGUGUUGGCUCCUGGGUUGCCACCAUGUUGGCGAGAUCAGGUGUUGAAAGUUUGCGUAUCAUUGAUUUUGAUCAAGUGUCGUUGAGCUCAUUGAAUCGACAUGCAGUAGCAACAUUAAAAGAUGUUGGGAUCCCCAAAGUGGAAUGUAUCAAGAACCAUUUAUUGGAAAUCGCUCCUUGGAUAGAGAUAGAUACCCGCAAUCAGUUAUGGAACCUAGAGCUGGCAGAAGAGUUGAUUUAUAGCGAUGGUUUCCAGCCAACAUUUAUUGUUGAUUGUAUUGAUAAUUUGGACACAAAGUGUGACUUGUUGACGUAUUGUUAUGAAAAGAAGUUGCCGAUUGUAUCUUCGGGUGGAGCAGCCACAAAGCUGGACCCUACUAGAAUUAAUUUGGCUGAUAUUUCCAAAACCGAAGAAGAUCCGUUGAUGAAGAAAAUCAGAGUAAUUCUCAAGAAACGUGGGAUUGUUAAUGGUAUACCUGUUGUGUUUUCAGCAGAAAAGCCUGAUCCGAGAAAGGCCAAGUUGUUGCCGUUGCCCGACGACGAAUUUACCAAGGGAGAUGUUGAUCAGUUGUCGGCCUUGAAGGAUUUCCGAGUGAGAAUCUUGCCGGUUUUGGGUACAAUGCCUGGUAUGUUUGGAUUGGCCAUUGCUACAUAUAUUUUAACUACUGUGGCCGGGUAUCCCAUGGAGCCGGUUGAAGGCAAGAAUAGGUACAAGAUUUAUGACGACUUGUUGCAAAGUCUUGCUGGACAGCAAACAAGGAUAGGCAAGACCGACCAACGGGUGCAGAUAGCCAUGCAUGAAGUUAAUUAUGUGUUGGAGGAGGUUUUCCGUGGGAAAUCGCCGAUAUCGAAUUAUUCUACACGUUUGACAUUAUCUCGAUGGGACCCCAGUAAAGAAAUAUCGUUGCAGAAUGUUGUUGUGAUGACUAAAGACGAACAAAGAAAUCACGAAAAAAGAGUCCUCAAUGGCGGUGAAAAGAUCGAAGAUGUGUAUCUGAAGGAGGUGGUUGAUUUGGUGAAAUCAAGAUUCGCAGAUGAAAAGUAUUUUUCUCAGUUUAGAUAA